AUGGAAACUAACGAUGCAACUGACGCUUUAUUUGAACACAUUGAUACAAAUCAAGAUGGAAAUAUUGAUAAAAGUGAACUUCGUAAUUGGUAUUCAAAUACUGACGGAUUGAAUCAUUCAUCAUAUGAAUCAACAACUAGUGGACUUUAUCGUAAUGAUAAUAGAACUAGUCGAUUUGAUCGAUAUAACUAUAAUGCUAGUUCUUACGAUGUUUCAGAACCUACGACUGAUAAAUAUGUCUCAUAUGGAACUACAGUAGCAGCUCGUGAGUGGGCUAAUGAUGCGGCGAUUAAUACAAGUAGUGUAGAAGAAACGAAUAAAUAUCUUCGAAAAUCAACUACUGAUCUUUUUCUCGAUCCUAAUCCCCAAAUUAUUCGACGAGCAACAAUUGAAGGUCCAAUAACACUAGAACAACGAAUAGCUGUUCGAUAUCUUCAACCACCACCUUUGCCAGAACCAGGACCACUCAUUAUUAAAGAAGUGCGCCCGCGACAACCAUCACCACUUCCACCACUUGUCAUACGCGAACAUGCACCACGUCCUCCUUCACCGCCUCCACUUAUCUUACGUGAACGACCACCAACACCACCGGCAUAUGUUCCGAGUGAAACAAUUACUCGUAGCUUAUCUCCUAUACCUGUUCCACCACGAUCAGUUGUCAUCGAACGUUUUCCACCUCCUCCGGAAAAACCACGUGAUAUUAUAAUUGAACGAUGGGUUCCAUAUGGACCUCAACCUGAACGCCGUACAAUUGUUGAACACGCUCCUCCUGCUAUUGAUUAUCCACGACCAUAUCAUAAGGUUAUUCUUUAUGAAACUGCUCAAACGCGUAUAAUUCGACGAUUUGAAAAACUUGGUGUUACCCAAGAAAAUCCUGACACUUAUGUAGCUCGUUAUGGAUCAUCACUUUUAGAUCCAACAAUGCUUACUCAAGAAUCUCGACAUGCUGGUGUUAUUGAAGAUAUAGAAUUAUUCAAACUAACCGAUGAUGAUUUUAAACAAGCUAACCCGAAGCACAAUGGCGUUAUUGGAUUUGAAUCAUGGUAUAUUGAUUUCAACGGCAAUUUACAAUGUAUUACCCGUGAUGUUGAAUUAUUCAUCUAUCUACGUGAUGUUAAACAUAUUCCUAUUAUGUUAUUGGAUACAAAAAUUAUGGUGGUUUUACCAAAGCAUCUACCUCCCCAAUGUUCGGUUAUUAUUAAAGGUGUACCUAAUACAUUUAGCAUUGAUGAUGUUAAAAAUGAAAUUACGAAUAAAUAUAAGUCAAUGUAUUCAAUUGGGGAAUUAGUAGGUACAAAUAAUGGUAGAACAAGAUAUCUACGACUCGAUUUAACUGAUACAAAUGAAUACAAACAAUUACUUAAUUCUGGAAUAAUAUGUAUCGAAGGUCAAUGUUUACAUGUUUUUUGA
Molecule: messenger RNA, 1410 nt
Organism: Rotaria sp. Silwood2
Lineage: Eukaryota; Metazoa; Rotifera; Eurotatoria; Philodinida; Philodinidae
Source: the annotation of a GenBank genome assembly